UUAAAGACUAAUCCUUAAAGUAGCAUAUAUCAAUUAUGAGUUCCACCACCAAUAAUAAUAAUAAUAAUUCCAAGGAGGAGUACGAUGAUGCUUUCACCAAAGCUGCUUCAUUCGCAUUUGCUCAAGUGUUUCCUGCAAUCUUGAACGCUGCUAUUGAUAUGAACUUGUUUGAUAUCAUAUCAAAGGCAGAGAGUUCGUUAGGCAUGUCAGCUUCUGAGAUUGCAUCUAAGAUUCCAAAGCAACACAGCGAAAUGGGUAGCAGACUUGAACGCAUGCUGCCAUCAUUGGUGGCUCGUUCUCUUCUGACUUGCUCCAUUCGCACCAUUAAUGAAGACGGUGACACUGAAAGAGUUUAUGCAGUUUCUCCUGUUGGAAAAUACUAUACUAGUACUCAUCAUGAUGAACAAGGAGGCUCCUGGAUUGUAAUGUCAACUAUAACCUACCAAGGUUGCCGUCAUAUUUGGAAAGAUACAAAGGAUGCAAUAUUGGAUGCUAACAAUCACAAUCAUUUCCAAAAAGUGUACGGAAAGAUGGCGUUUGAAUAUAUGGAGACAGACACAGAGUUAGGUAACCUUUUCGGACAAGCAAUGUCACAAGCUGGCUCUUUAGGAUUGAAACAAGUUCUUAAUGCAUAUAAAGGCUUUGAGGGAGUAUCAACGUUAGUUGAUGUAGGAGGUGGAUAUGGACAAACCUUGAAACAGAUUCUCUUUCAAUAUCCAUCAAUUAAAGCAAUUAAUUUUGAUCUGCCUCAUGUUGUUAAAAACGCACCCCCUCAUCCAGGGAUAGAGCAUAUCGGAGGAGACAUGUUUAAAACUGUUCCAAAAGCUGAUGCCAUUUUACUCAAGCAUGUAUGUCAUAAUUGGGGAGAUGAAGAAUGUGUCAAGUUUUUAAGAAAUUGCUAUGAAGCUUUGCCACCACAUGGGAAGGUCAUAGUUUUGGAUGCUUUAUUGCCAGAAAUUCCGAAAUCAACAUCAUUUAAGGAUACUCAGGCUGUGGAUCUCGAUUUUCUUAUGUUUCUAGUUAACGGUGGAAAGGAAAGAACUGAAAAACAAUUUGAGAAACUAUGCAAGACCUCAGGAUUUUCCCGAUUUCAGGUUGCUUGCAAUGAUUCCUCAAAUGUCGUUGCAGUCAUGGAGUUUUACAAAUAAAAAUGAGAGUAAAAUGAUAAAUAAGUUCACGAA
Molecule: messenger RNA, 1181 nt
Organism: Arachis duranensis
Lineage: Eukaryota; Viridiplantae; Streptophyta; Magnoliopsida; Fabales; Fabaceae
Product: isoliquiritigenin 2'-O-methyltransferase-like
Exons: 4
Coding region: 36-1148 (370 amino acids)
Biological process (GO): methylation
Molecular function (GO): protein dimerization activity; O-methyltransferase activity; S-adenosylmethionine-dependent methyltransferase activity
Source: RefSeq, a predicted model, not a curated record